AUGUGUUUCGACGACGACGACGAAUACAGCUACGAAUCCAGGACCGAAAUCCGCAAUGGCCGUACAUACCACACACGAGACUACUACCCGCGCUUUGGCAUGUCUUUUCGCCGCAGGUUCGGAUUAGGUGGCUCAUACUAUCCUUCGCGGUACUACACUCGCCCGCCUGCCAGCCGAUACAGGAGCAGUGCAUUUGCCCAUCCGAACCGGUACUCUCAGCGCGUCGGCUACCCUAGAGGCAUCGUCGCCGGAGGAUAUGCUCGGGGUGUCGUCCCAGGCGGAUAUUCGCAAGCCAUGGUGCCUCGAGGCUAUGUUGGAGCCGGUUAUCCUGGAUAUUCUUCUGGGUAUGGAUAUGGAAAUGGGUAUCAAUCUGGCGGUCACAUGGCUAUGCCGACCAAUGCCGCAAUGGCAUACCCAAAACCCCGCUACCAAUACAUCUACAACCCCCGAUACGGCCAGCGCGGCCUUCUCACUUACGCCGGCCAAGUGCCCAAUGGUGCCGCACCCGCAGGCGUCAUAGGCGGAUAUGGCUACGGAAUGGGCUACGCAGGCGUCGGCGUCGGCAUGGGUGUAGGAGCUGGAUACGCGGCGGGUGCAUAUCAACCUGCGGUAUACAACGCCCGUUCUUACUACCCCCAACCAUAUGCCGCCGCCGCUGCUGCCACUCGCUGCUACUAUCCGUCCAGCUACUAUUCCUACCCUUAUUCCUAUGGCGGCGGUGGCGGCUAUGGCUACUACAAUUACAACUUGUAUGGCUCGCUGUAUCCGCUUGCUAACUUCUAUACCCCUUACCAGAGGACCAUCUAUAACACGGUGCCAAACUACGGCUAUACGGCGCAUGUCUACCCGCCCGGGGCUACUACAACUACCACGACAUACCAUGUCACCAACAGUAGCGCGCAACCCUAUCGCGCUCCAAACCACGUGGUCAGAGAGACGAGACCCGCGUACGUCCACGGUCAUGGAGCCCAGGGUCUGACUCGUGAGGAUAUUCAGAUGGAGAACCGCAGGAUCGCUACCGAGCGCGGUGCGUAUGAUCCCCGAAAGAUCAGGCCGGCCGAUGCGCGCGACGACGAUCCGUUUUGGUGCCGGGAAGUCAACGGCGAGUGGCACCUCCGAUCGUACUACCAGAUUGAGAACGAAUGCCAUCCUGGUCGGUGGAUGAUGGACGCCGAUAUGGGCUUCUUGGUCUUUCAUCGUGCGUAG
Pyrenophora tritici-repentis Pt-1C-BFP is the source of this 1206-nucleotide messenger RNA. The record is from RefSeq and is a predicted model, not a curated record. NCBI's taxonomy places the organism in Eukaryota, Fungi, Ascomycota, Dothideomycetes, Pleosporales, Pleosporaceae.